AUGAAGCCAAGUAGUUUCAUAUUUAACUUAUUUGUUAUUGGGAGUGUCAUAUCAAGUUCAAUAUCUAAUACUGACAAAUGUGCUGGUAGAUGGCAAACUACUGAUCAAUUAAAUAUCAAAUUCACAUUAGAUUGGCAAAUCUUUCCAACGACAAAUCUAAUUGUUAUUGAAUUUCGAACAAAUCUUUUGGAGAAAGGUUUCUGGUAUGCUUUUGGACUUUCAUCUUCUCUAGAUAAUCCAGCAGCAGGACUUGUUUAUGCUCUUCGAUGGAGUGAAAAUGAUAACCAAAGUUUUUGGGAUAUAUACAAUGUGACGGAAUCAAAUAUUACUAUUGUAAAACAAAAUGGCUCAUCUUUAGUCAGAUUUCAACGUGUGUCUUCAUCGGGUAUAUUAACUGUACGGCCGAUAUUUGAUUUCACCUCAUUGAUUAACGAGCAACAAUGUUUAUAUUUUGUGUAUAUGCGAGGACGUUUUUCUGGUGAUAUACCAUUAAUACCAAAUGAAACUGUAUUCAAUCAAUCGUUAUGUAUUACAUGUUCACAAUAUGAAUCGGCAUCAACAAACGUUCAUGCAACUACACAAGAUACAACCACUGAUCUUACGAUAAUUCAGAAUUCAUCGAUUGAAUCUAUCGAUAUUUCUACAACUAAUGAUUUAAACUUAUUGAAUGAACAACUUUCAACAUCAACCUCUUAUCUAUCGUCACCAUCGAACUUAAGAACAGAAUUUAAAUUCUUAUGGUUCGGUCGAAUCAUCAAUCGAUUAUGGUCAGAUGAUUACUCUAAUCUUGAUUCUCGUUUAAGUCUAAAUUUACGUUUUAAUCUACAAGAUCUGUUUUUGUCUUUAAUCCGUCAUAACUCGUCGUUCUCUUUUCUUUGUAAUCAAUUUGAAUUGUAUUCAUUACAAUCUGGUUCCAUACUUUUUGCAAGUAAUAUUACUCUUAUUUCAAGUCUAUCAGAAAAUCAAACAAUAAAUAUAAUCGAAAAACUAAUAAAAAUAGUCAAGGAUGCAGAAGAUUUUAAUCUUAAUUUUGAUUUAUCGGCGCAUCAUAUAAAACGAGCAAAUGAGAUCUUACAAAUCGAUGAAUUAUUUAAGAAGUUUUCGGCAAUAGCACAUCAUGAUCGUGUAAAACAAGCGGAAAUCGAUACUGCAUUGCAUUUACUUUUUGGUUGUAUUGUUAGUAUAGGCUGUUUAAUAAUAUUAAUAGCAACUCUUCUAUGUCUGUAUGGGUAUUAUAAAUGUCGACGACGCCAACUUCGUCUUAUUACUGAACGACAAACAUUGAAAUUCAAACAUGAUACUAAUUCAUAUACAUGGCUAGGACAACAACCAUCGAUCAGUUCUUCUUCUCCAUAUCUAAUACAGUCAACUUCUAUUUGA
Rotaria socialis is the source of this 1380-nucleotide messenger RNA. The record is from the annotation of a GenBank genome assembly. NCBI's taxonomy places the organism in Eukaryota, Metazoa, Rotifera, Eurotatoria, Philodinida, Philodinidae.